UGUCACGUGGCAAAGUAUUAUUUUCCCGACCCUUGUUUCUCAUUUGAGUUACAAAUCCAGGAAGAAGAAGUUAGGGCAUCUAGUUCGCGGACAACUUCGUUCAACCGCGGGUGAUUUUUACAGAGUGUGAAGAAUUUUAUAUUUUACUAUUUAUUAGGUAAAAAUUAAUAACAAUGGGGCGGACAGCCUUUAUUCUGUCUAUUAUUUUCUUCUUUGCUGUAAGCGAUGCUUUCUACCAUCAGGAAAGGCAUAGAUCGAAGCGCAGUGUUGAUAUUUACGAUAUAGAAGAGCCAUUGGAAAAUAGACUUCCACGAGACACAAAACCACUAAAUUAUCACUUAGAAAUUCAGCCUUUCAUAAAUGAAACGAAAUUCAAGGGAAGAGUACGAAUCAACGUGACGUGGGUCCAUCAAACAGAGAAGAUUGUGCUUAAUGUUGACCGUGAUCUUGAAAUUGUUCACGCCAGUGUUAAGUUCACGAAAUUGGGCGCCAAUUUUUCAACACCAGAGGAGAUUUCUACAGUAUCAGUAGUGCAGAUGGGCAAAGGACCAAGAAUUUCAUGGUACACAAUUAACUUUAAUGAUUCUUUAAAAGCAGGAGCGAAUUGUGAAAUAGACAUUACUUACUAUGGAAAUAUGUCAACUAGUAAUACUGGAGGACUUUUCAGAAAUGACUAUAUUGACAGCGAUGGAAAAAAUCACACAUUAUUAGCAACAUAUCUAAAACGAGAUAAUGCUCGAAAAGUUUACCCAUCAUUUGAUGGAUUUACGUUUAAAGCUAGCUAUCAGCUUAGCCUAAUACAUCCAAAAAAUAUGACUGCAUUAUCCAAUAUGCCUGCAGAAAGGACUACUGACGUACCUGGAGAGCCGGAUCUAACGUGCACGCAAUUUGCUCAAUCACCUGAAAUGCAAACCAGUCAGUUAGCGUUCGUUAUAGCUGAUUUUGAGAGCGUACGUCCCAUAGAAAGCAUAGACCAAAUAACUAAAAAUAACUUUGAAAUUCGUGUCUGGGGAAGAAAAGGCUACAUGGAAACUCUGAAACAGGUUCCAGAUAAAAUUGUCAGAAUUGUAAAUUAUUUGCAAACCUAUUUUAAAAGUACAAUCGGUUUGCCAAAAUUAGAUGUUGUUGCAAUGCCUAAAUAUGAUGCUGCUAAAGCUGCAGAUAAUUGGGGAUUAAUGUUCUUCAAAGAAACUGAUAUCAGUAGUCCUUUAAUAUGGAAUACAGCCUAUGAAAUAAUACACCAAUGGAUUGGCCAGUAUAGUACAUCAAUUCGUUCAACUGAUGCACUAAUGGGAAAAGCUUUCAGUUCUUUCUUGGCAUCAAUGACAACAAUGGAUCUUAAUCCAGAUGAACUGGAAGGAAAAUGGCCAAUGACCGUUUUAUACUCUCUCUAUUAUGGAUAUGGUAAAAGUGUUCGUAGCAGUGGAUUUGGCAUUGUAAAGGACUCAAAGUGUGCCAAAUACGAAUUAUUAUUCAGAAUGUUCAAUUACACUCUUGGAAAGGAAAAUUUUAGGACCGGAAUACGAAGUUUUAUUGAGAAGAUACCUACAAUGAAUGAUAAUGUGGGACCAAGGACUUAUUUGUACUCAGAUUUCUAUAAGGCAAUGAACGAAGUGGCAAAUAAAACUGGUUAUCUUCCAGCAGGCACAACCCUAAGCCAAGUUGCAGACCCUUGGAUAGAUCACGACAGAUUGCCACUUGUCACGGUCAAACGCGAUUACGACACCGGAACUAUCAACAUUACACAGAAACGUUAUCACAGAGAAGGUCCUUCAAAAUUUACAAGUUAUGAAAAUGGAUUAACAUGGUACAUUCCAUUAGUAAUAAUUUCUCAAGAGCGAUUAAAUUUAAGUAACACAAAACCUACAGUAUGGUUGCUUUCUGAUGAAGCCGUAAAGCGUAAUAAGAAGGGAGUAAAUAUAACAAUGAACGAUUUUGUUUCCACCAACAGCUUUAUUAUAGCUAAUCCAGAAGAAAUUGGUCCUUUUCCAGUUAAUUACGAUUCUCUGAAUUGGAGAAGGUUAUCAGAGUUUCUUCAAGGACCUGGACGUGAACGAAUUCCUCCUUUAACUAGAGCAAAACUGUUUCACGACUCCUGGAAUCUUGCAUAUGCUAACGAACUUUGCUUCGAUAUUGCACUGAACAUGACACUAUUUUUAAAAAAUGAAAGAAAUCAUGUUGUUUGGGAGCCAGUUUUUACCAUGAUAGAUCACAUUGGACGAAGAAUUCAUGGAUCUGAAAUAUACAUUAAAUUUCAGGCUUAUAUUCGCAGUCUAUUGAAACCUCUAUACACAGAAUUAUGCAGCAGUGAACAACCUGAUGAACCUUCUUGGAAAACACACAUGAGGGGCUUAUCAAAAAUCUUCUUAUGUCGUGCUGGCUAUGAACCUUGUAUUCUGGAAGCCAGAAAACAGUUCAAAAAAUGGCUCACUGAUGAAGAACCUGAUAAAGGAAAUCCAGUAGCGAAUGAAUUCCUCUGCCCGGUUUUUAAAUGGGGUACAGAAGAAGAAUGGGAAUUCGGUCUCCAGCGAGUUAUUAAUUUUCCACAAAACAAUGAAAGAAAGCAGAGCGAAAGAACUUAUCUUUUAAAAACUUUAGCAGGAUGCCCAAAAGAUGAAUAUAAAAUAAAAAGAUUGCUAAAUGUAACAAUUAUUGAACAAAAUCCCAACUUUUCUACAUCGGAUAUUCACUUGAUAGCAAGUACUUUAACAGGAAGUGCCACUGGGUAUACGACAUUGUUUAAUUUCUUAGCAGAUCAUUGGGAUGUGGUAAAGAUAAGAUUUACUGCCUAUCCAAAUCUGUGGAAUCGAAUUAUAAAUACUGCAAUUUCAUCAUUUAACACUCAAGAAGGAUACGACAAAGUAUCUGAGUUGUAUGCUAGUAAACAGGAAGAAUUCAAAAAUGUUCAAACUAUUAUUGAAGAAGCCCUCGAAAAUAUCAAGAGGGAGACACAAUGGAGUGAAAAGAAUUUUCCCGUUAUUAAUGCAUGGCUAGAUACAAAAGUAACUAAAGAAGAUCUUGAACAAAGUAGCGUGAAUAGUACUGCUAGUUAACAAUUAUUAACUAACUUGGCUGGCUGAAAUAUUUAUGAUUUUUAAUUGAAAAAAUCUCAAAAUUAAUUUUACUUAUGGUAAGAACGAUAUUAUACAAUGCAAAGAAAAUUAAGUAAGUUUUAUGUAAAUUACAAAUGAAACGAAACAAUAUUAAAAAAAUGUAUUCUUGCCUUAUCUAUUUUAAAUUAGUAAUUUUAUAUAAAUAAUUCUAUUUUUGAUAAAACAA
Messenger RNA from Leptopilina heterotoma, 3279 nucleotides. Its product is annotated as aminopeptidase N. The coding region runs from base 174 to 3053 and encodes 959 amino acids. Lineage: Eukaryota; Metazoa; Arthropoda; Insecta; Hymenoptera; Figitidae. Gene Ontology annotation, molecular function: zinc ion binding; peptide binding; metalloaminopeptidase activity. The record is from RefSeq and is a predicted model, not a curated record. Gene Ontology annotation, biological process: proteolysis; peptide catabolic process. Gene Ontology annotation, cellular component: cytoplasm. The transcript is spliced from 15 exons.